Molecule: messenger RNA, 1308 nt
Organism: Saimiri boliviensis boliviensis (Bolivian squirrel monkey)
Lineage: Eukaryota; Metazoa; Chordata; Mammalia; Primates; Cebidae
Product: stabilizer of axonemal microtubules 2
Cellular component (GO): sperm flagellum; cytoskeleton; centriole
Molecular function (GO): microtubule binding
Source: RefSeq, a predicted model, not a curated record
AUGGCUAUCGAAGCGUUGGCCACCUCCCUGGCCUCCCUCCAGCGACAAAUCACAUCACUAGCCCAGGUAACUCUCCAGAACCAGUGGGCCCUUGACCUGCUGACAGCAGAAGAGAGAGAUACCUGUCUGUUUCUUCAGGAGCAAUGCUGCUAUCACAUCAAUGAAACAGGCCUUGUGGAAGAAAAUGUCAACACUCUCUAUCGCCUCCAAGAGGACCUCCGCAAGAAGCAAAAUGCAUCAGUCUCGCCUCUCAACUGGUUAUUACAAGCCCUCAUGAGCGAAAUUUCCAGGGUGGCCCAAAGUAAAAAUGUUUUCAGACCAAAAAAAAAAAAAGCUAAGUAUCAUAAAACACUAAAAACAGAUGAUUAUAGAGCUUGGGACAUUCAUAAAAGUAAACUUUAUAAGCCAGAACAAACUUACCACCCCUCUACUGCAAAAUUUGGAAAUUCAGCGACAUUUCAGGAUGACUUUGUUCCUCAGGAGAUAAAGCCUAGGCAAAGCUUUAAACCUUCCUCUGUGGCCAAACGUUCUACAGCCCCUUUUAAUGGUAUUACAAGUCAUUGCCUUGAUUAUAUACCUCAUCGGCUUGAACUCAAGUUUGAAAGGCCAAAAGAAGUUUACAAACCAACUGAUCAACGCUUUGAGGAUCUCACAACUCACCAGCGUGACUUUCAGGGCCUUGUUGGUGAAACUGCAAAAAUCUGCAGACCUGUACACACCAGAGUGACGCAAAAUACUCAGUUUGAAGGUAACACUCAAUUCUGUGAAAGUUUUCAACCAUGGGAAAUCCCACCGCCUGAGGUCAAGAAAGUACCAGAGUAUGUGCCUCCUACAGGUAGCAUGCUGUUCAACAGCACAAGCCAUCUUGACUAUGUUCCGUAUCUGACUAACUGUGUUGUUCCCAUCAGGCCAGUUUCUCAAAAAAGUAGUAACUAUUUUCCUUUCCAAGGAAAAAGCACCAUGAAGGAAGAUUUUCCAGCAUGGGAAAGUUGUCGUCAAGGACUGAUUAGGAAGCAGCAGCAGCAGAUUCCCAACCCAUAUGGAAAAUUUGAUGGCUUGAGCACUUUCAGAUCUCACUAUGUGCCACAUGAAUUGAUUCCAACAGAGAGUUGCAAACCUUUAAAUACUGCUUUUAAGAGUUCUCUUCCAUUUGAUGAUGUAACUAUGUACUCUGUAGAGUACACACCAAAAAAACAGGAAAUCUGCCCAGCUAGCUAUCCCUCUCCUCCAGGUUAUAUUUUUGAAAAUACAAAUUCCCAAAGUCAUAAAUUCUUCCGCAAGAUUACUCCAGCAGUGAAGGCCUUCUAA